Molecule: messenger RNA, 1240 nt
Organism: Microcebus murinus (gray mouse lemur)
Lineage: Eukaryota; Metazoa; Chordata; Mammalia; Primates; Cheirogaleidae
Gene: TBPL2
Product: TATA-box binding protein like 2
Biological process (GO): DNA-templated transcription initiation
Molecular function (GO): DNA binding
Source: RefSeq, a predicted model, not a curated record
CCAACCCCGACGGCGGGACCUUUGCCCAUGGACGAGGAGACGUACCUGGAACUCUACCUGGACCAGUGCGCCGUCCAGGAUGACCUUGUCCCACCCAGGUCUCCCCUGUUCAGCCCGGUUGUACCUUAUGUGUACACUCCUCAUCCAUCCAAUCCAGAGACUACGUUUAAUUCUCAUCAUGAAUCCAAAGAAACAUCUGGAGAUUUCUCAUCUGUGGAUCUUAGCUUCCUACCAGAUGAACUUACCCAAGAAAAUAAAGACCAAGCUGUCAUUAGAAGCAAGCAUGAAAUUGAAGAAAAUUGUGAAGCUCAAAGUCAACAAAGUAGGUUGCCAUUACCCAGUGGACAGGAUGUUGGGCCCAGCCUAGACAGCAGCAGUUUGUCCAAUUCCCAUUCUCAUCUGCACCUUGGUGAUGCUGACUCAAUCCAAUCCUCUCCUGAGAAACCAAACUCCAACUCCUUGCCUCUGGCGUCCAUAACUCCCAUGACACCGAUGACCCCUGUUUCAGAAUGUUGUGGAAUUGUGCCUCAACUACAGAAUAUAGUUUCCACUGUAAACCUGGCCUGUAAAUUGGAUCUGAAGAAAAUAGCUUUGCAUGCAAAAAAUGCAGAAUAUAACCCAAAGAGGUUUGCUGCUGUUAUAAUGAGGAUCCGUGAGCCCAGGACAACGGCCCUCAUAUUCAGCUCUGGGAAGAUGGUCUGCACGGGAGCCAAAAGUGAAGAGCAGUCUCGACUUGCAGCGAGAAAGUAUGCCCGCGUGGUGCAGAAGCUUGGCUUCCCUGCCAGAUUCCUCGAUUUUAAAAUUCAGAACAUGGUUGGAAGCUGUGAUGUGAGAUUCUCCAUCAGGCUGGAGGGCUUGGUGCUAACCCACCAGCAGUUCAGUAGUUAUGAACCUGAACUGUUUCCUGGCCUUAUUUAUAGAAUGGUAAAACCACGGAUUGUGUUGCUUAUCUUUGUAUCUGGAAAAGUUGUGUUGACAGGUGCCAAAGAACGUUCUGAGAUCUAUGAAGCAUUUGAAAACAUCUAUCCUAUUCUAAAAGGUUUUAGAAAAGCCUGAGUGUAUCAUUUGACACCUCACAUCAUACUGGUUUGAAAUAUGUGUAUAAGCCCAGCACAAACAGCUGGAUUCUUCUACCUUUAAUUGUAGAUGUUACAAGUAUAUCUUUGUUAAAGGAUAAUUCUGUGUAAGUAUGUCUAAGAAAUGAAGAAAACUUCUUACUCAAAAUGACUCUUGUAUGUUA